CUAAAGGAACUCAUCUUGGCCGGCUCCUUCUCUUGCUUCCUUCGUUCCCUCUCUUCGUCGCUCUUUCUCUCUGCCCUCUUUUCGGAGAUUACGCCGGAGAUCAAUUCGACCGCCAUCUCCGAGCGAUCGGAUCGAACGGAGAGAGGCACGCGAUUGCGAUUUCUCAGUAGCUUCUAUGAUGAACUGGAAGUUUCCAAUCUUUGGGGGUGCCCAACAACAGCAGGCUCAGUCAAAUUUUCACAAUAUUCCUACACAAUCUUGGUACCCUCCAUCAGUGGUUAAUUCAUCUUCACUCCCUUCCACACAAAGCAGUUCUUCUGGUGUCGGUACACAUCAAAGAGCUUCAGAUCUCCCUCAGUCACCAUCACAGGGGCAGCCUUCACCUGCUGAGGCAGCAGGAAUAAUUUCUCGCUUGAAGGAUAAAAGUGUUGAUGAGUUGAGAAAGCUUCUAACUGACAAGGAGGCAUACAAUGCUUUCUUUAAUUCGCUCGACCAAGUGAAAAUUCAGAAUAAUCUUCGGGAUGAACUUCGCAAGGAAACAUCGCAACUCGCGAGGGAGAAUUUGGAGAAGGAACCUAGAAUUUUAGAGCUUAGGAAUCAGUGUACUAUCAUUCGGACAACUGAAUUAGCUGCUGCUCAAGAGAAGCUAGCCGGAUUGGAGAGGCAGAAGGAAGAAACUCUGAAGUUGUAUUCUCCAGCUUCGCUUCUUCGGAAGCUUCAUGAGGCAAUGAUUAAAGUGGACGAGGAAUCUGAAAUACUGCAUAGGCAGCUCCUCGGCAAGGAGAUUGACCUUCAGACAUUUAUACAGAAGUAUAAGAAACUUCGCAAUAUUUACCACAGAUGGGCACUUCUCCAUCUUGCUGCCAAGACUUCGGGUGUUCAUUACUAGUUCGUGCGGUGUCCUGCGUGAUGGGACACGAUAGAAUGAUAACUUUUGUUGUAAUAUUAUCCAUGCAAUACACUUGUGCUGCUUUUUGUGCAAGUCCAUUUUUUGCUUGAUGAUACGGCAUGAUAGAGAAAGAAGGAAGCAUCAUCCGGGAGUGCAGGAGACCAAUGCAAAAUCGCAUUCAUGGGUGGCUUGGCAUGCUUCGCCUAUUCUAAGCCUGACGCGCUGCAGGUGAAUGGUAACUGUUGAAAAAACUCCCAUCUUUAUUGGCAUAUCCUCAUGCCAUCAUCUCUUUUUAGGGCAGGAUUUUUGGCUGUGUGAGUUGUGUCGCUCAAGCAAGGCCACAAAUAUUAGAUUCUGGCUAGCGUCUUUUGUCAGGUCGGGAAUUUGGCAAGCCGGCGAUGAGAGAGCGAUUGCUGUGCAGCGGGCUGCAUGGCGAAGAAAAGGAGCACUGGGGUUUUUGGAUUAUCCUCCAUUUCAUCUUGGAACCGGUUUCCUCAUCAGAGUGCGCCGGGGUCGUCGUGUCUUGUAGCUAGCUAGAGCUGUUGGGCCGGACGAGGUGUCUGUUUGCUUCUGAGUGGGAGCUGGUAGCCAUGUGGAGCCAUGCCACUGCCGGUCCAGGGGGGGCUCUCAAGCAGGUAUUGGCUGCUACUCGGGAUGCAAUGGAGACCGCAGAUCCAUUUCUCUAACAUCUUCUCUUAGGCCAACUGCAGGACGGAUUCAUCUUUUGCACCAUAGAGAGCUUUGCAUGCUUGAAUUGCCGUCUCGAAAACAAAAGGGUCGCAUGCUCUCUCUAUCCUGCAUGUUUAGCAACUAUAUCUAAUGUUCUCGCUCUUUGAGAUGAGGAGUUUUCUGUCUUCGAGAUGGAUAGUGUGGUGGCGGACUGACGAUGCCCUCCUCAAUGACCCCUCCACUCUCAGCAGUUGAAACAGAUAGCAUUCCAUUGUGUGCUCGGCUGAAUUGUGAUGGCGGGGUGAGACUGCUUGAGCUGAUAUUUUGCAGGCGUUGGAAGUGGUUGACCUAUCGUAGAAGAACUGGGGGUAGGGUUUAUGCUCGUUUGGUAACCUCUGGAACGCCGCAUUAUCAUGUGUCCAUUGCAAUGUAAGUCAUCAAAGGACUGACUAGUUGAAAAGAUUUUUGUGCUGAAA
This is a messenger RNA of Phoenix dactylifera (date palm), 2034 nucleotides long. Its product is annotated as vacuolar protein-sorting-associated protein 37 homolog 1-like. Gene Ontology annotation, cellular component: ESCRT I complex. Gene Ontology annotation, biological process: protein targeting to membrane; ubiquitin-dependent protein catabolic process via the multivesicular body sorting pathway; protein targeting to vacuole. Lineage: Eukaryota; Viridiplantae; Streptophyta; Magnoliopsida; Arecales; Arecaceae. The record is from RefSeq and is a predicted model, not a curated record.